Beauveria bassiana ARSEF 2860 is the source of this 1098-nucleotide messenger RNA. Its product is annotated as NADH-ubiquinone oxidoreductase 40 kDa subunit. The transcript is spliced from 9 exons. NCBI's taxonomy places the organism in Eukaryota, Fungi, Ascomycota, Sordariomycetes, Hypocreales, Cordycipitaceae. The coding region runs from base 1 to 1098 and encodes 365 amino acids. Gene Ontology annotation, cellular component: mitochondrion. Gene Ontology annotation, molecular function: protein-containing complex binding. The record is from RefSeq and is a predicted model, not a curated record.
AUGGUUUCAUCGGUGAUUGCGGCGCGCUCUGCGCGAACCAUCGUCCCCAAUGCCGCUCCGAAGCGUCUCCUUUCCGACAUCGCUAUUACUAGGACUGGCAAGCCAAUCAUUCGCACCGAGGGUGGAAGAUCAUCUCUUGGAGGUCACACUGCAACAGUCUUCGGCGCAACCGGCCAACUCGGUCGAUACAUCGUGAACAGACUCGCUCGACAAGGGUGUACUGUCGUCAUUCCCUUCCGAGAGGAGAUGGCGAAGCGCCACCUCAAAGUGACUGGAGACCUCGGUCGGGUUGUGUUUAUCGAAUACGAUCUCCGCAACAUAGCUUCUAUCGAGGCUAGCGUGCGGCACUCUGAUGUCGUCUACAACCUCACUGGCCGCGACUAUCCGACGAAAAACUUCUCGCUGGCCGACCUCCAUGUUGAAGGAACUCAACGCAUUGUCGAUGCUGUCGCCAGGUAUGAUGUCGACCGGUAUAUCCAUGUCUCCUCGCACAACGCCAACUCCGAGUCGGCAUCUGAAUUCUUUGCUACAAAGGGACGUGGCGAGGAAGUUGCCCGAAGCAUAUUUCCAGAAACUACCAUCGUUCGCCCUGCUCCAAUAUUCGGUUUCGAGGAUAGUUUGCUUCUGAAGCUAGCUUCCGUGCUGAACUUAUUUACAGCGAAUAACAUGCGAGAGAAGUUUUGGCCUGUUCACAUGCUGUACGACGACUCUACUGCGGGCCAGACUUUCGAGUUGUACGGUCCCAAGCAAUACAGCAUGGCGCAGAUAGCCGAAAUGGUCGACAAAGAAAUUUUCAAGCAAAGAAGACACAUCAAUAUUCCAAAGGCUAUACUUAAGCCCGUUGCAGGUGUACUUAACAAGGCUCUUUGGUGGCACACUUUGUCGGCCGAUGAGGUGGAGCGUGAAUUCAUUGACCAAGUCAUCGAUCCCGAAGCCAGGACAUUCAAGGAUCUCGGCAUUGAGCCCGGUGAUAUCGCCAACUUCACCUAUCAUUACUUGCAAGGAUUCCGUAGUCAGAACUAUUAUGAUCUGCCACCAGCUACGGAGAAGGAGAAGCGUGAGGACAAGAAGUACAUACAUGUCUUGGAUGAGUUGUAA